Molecule: messenger RNA, 2793 nt
Organism: Morone saxatilis (striped sea-bass)
Lineage: Eukaryota; Metazoa; Chordata; Actinopteri; Moronidae
Gene: m6pr
Product: mannose-6-phosphate receptor (cation dependent)
Exons: 7
Coding region: 341-1177 (278 amino acids)
Biological process (GO): protein targeting to lysosome
Cellular component (GO): trans-Golgi network; endosome; Golgi apparatus
Molecular function (GO): protein domain specific binding
Source: RefSeq, a predicted model, not a curated record
GUGUGUGUUUAGUUUCACUUCCGCACUCCGCUAACGUCUGUAGCAUGUUAGCUUCUUGAACGCCACUUCACACAUUUAGAGAAGAAAGCGCGUUUAUUGUCCAGCACCGAUAAGCGUGCAGCUUCAUUUAAAGCCGUGACUACGUGCACACUUACUUUGCUCUCCACCUGCAACAAGAAAACAGCAGCUUUACUGUUGAAUACAUAAAACCAGGAAGCGACGUUAGCGUGAGGAAGCUCACUACAUCAUCCACUGGACCUGACUGUAAAAACUACAGUUUGUCUGGUUAAACUGUAACUAACAAAGAAGAUUCUCCCACUCGUUUAAAGCAGAAGGAGUCAUGAAGGAGGUGAACAGUCAAAGUGGAGGGUGCUUCCUGGUGUGGACCCUGGCUGUUCAGCUGGUCCUGUGUGGGAGAGGAGUGUACACCAGUGACAUCACCAAGCGCUGUGGACUGGUCUCUGAUUCUAACUCUGAACGGAAAGUCCUCGAACGACUCGAGCCACUCGCCCAUAAGAACUUUUCAGUAGUGACCAAGGAAGAUAAAGGUAGUUACACAUAUACAUUCCAGUUGUGUGGCGAAGCAGCGGGCUUUCCAGAAGCUGGGGUUGUCCAGGUGGACAGCAAGAGUCCAACUAAAUCCACAAUUAUUGGCAGGUUUAAUUCAACACGGGUCAUCGGAGGAAGUGACUGGGUGAUGUUGAUCUACGAAAACGGCGACGCAUACGAUGGCCACUGCUCCAAAGAAAAGAGGAAAGCCAUUAUCAUGAUCUCUUGCAACAGUAAAAUAGGCAUGGGCGAGCUGGAGGUGGUGCUGGAGGACAGGGACAGGGCUCACGACUGUUUCUACCUGUUUGAGCUGGACUCCAGCGCAGUGUGUCCAGUUGUUCCGUCCCAGCUCAGCACUGGCUCCAUAAUAGUCAUCAUUGGGCUCUGUCUUCUGGCUGUGUACCUCAUUGGAGGUUUCCUCUACCAGCGACUGAUUGUUGGAGCCAAAGGGAUGGAACAAUUCCCAAAUUAUGCUUUUUGGGUGGAGGUUGGCAAUCUGACAGCGGAUGGGUGUGACUUUGUGUGCCGGUCACGAAAUCGCGAGGAAGCUCCGGCGUACAGAGGAGUGGCUGCAGAACCUUUAGAAGAUGAGCCAGAGGAGAGAGACGACCACUUACUACCUAUGUGACCUCAAUAUGACAGAAAUGGGACAGAAAGUUUCACUGUGUGACACAGUUUACUCUUUCACAGGUUAGAUGACGUUGCUGUUAGACACAAGUCUUGUUUUUCCUGUGCUGGUUUAGCUUAGGACCUGUUGACACUUUGUGUGUUUACUCCAGACUUGUGCCUAGGGCAACUACUGCGUGAUCUGCUUGUUACUAAAGAGGGCUGACAGACCUGUCUCCUCUCGCUACCACAUGCAUUUCAUUCAGCUGUUUGAUUUCAAACAAAUGAGUGAUAAAUUCGAGAUUACAAAGUGACAAUGACGAGUGACUUGUUUUUCCAUGGAAAUCUGGUACAAAGGGGAGAAGUUAAGAAGUUGGAUUUCAACAUGAUUUAAACUUAAUGAUAUAUUGCUCAUAUUUUUCUGCUCCGCUAAUGAUUGAUUGUUGUUUGAAGUUGGUGCAUCCAGCCGUUCUUCCCGGGGUUUGGUCGUGCACUGGCAAGUUACAAAACACACAAGUGCUUUUUCUUGUGUCAUUUGGCUUUAUGUUUUGAAAGUGAGAGACAUAAUAUGAGAAUGUAAAUGUUUAAUUUUAAGUGCUGUCACCAUGCUUUCAGCCUUCCUACACAAGAUUAAAUCACUGCAAAACAUCAUAGCUUCACAUAGCUACCAUAGCUUCUAUAUCAAUGCUAAUAUCUCCCUAAACUGGUUGGUAUUACCAGCUGCCUGACUGAAAUCUGAGCUUGACAGUUAUAACUAAACAGCCUCUUUUUUUGAUGAGAAAAGUUAAGAAUGCUAUUAAACUGAUAAACUUACAAAUUUGGUAUCUGAAGCAAAGCAUCCUACUGAAAUAAUAAGGUAAUUAGAUCUCAGAUCACUAAUUUCUGUACAUUAAUGCUACUAUCUAGUGAUGUGCAGUCAGAAUAGAUUUAUUUAUAAAUUCUGCAAAUCAUAAUUUAUGAUUUCAAAAUAGUAUGGUGUAUAUAUAUGUAGUAUAUGUACUUUUCAUAUAAUAUACCAUACAUUCACAGUAAAAGACCAAUGUUCAUAAUCGCAUUAAACUAUUUAAUAAAAAUUAUUAAUUAGUAAACUGAUCUGUCAUGAUAAAACUGACCCAAACACACAUUACAUUGCUAGGGAAGAGUAGGUUGUACCAAAUAUUCAGGCUUCAUACCUGAUAUACUGCUUCUUUAGGAAGACAGAGCAAGUAAACAGUAAAAGCACUUAAUUUUCUAUACACCAUGUAUCAAUAUGUUACAGCUGUAAAAAUGUUACAGCUCUGAGGAUAUCAAUAAUGAGGUUUGUAAUAUUUUUUAGAAAUUUCAAAUCUUUGUUAGGAAGUUUAAGUUGUGAAUCAAGAUACUAUAUUAUUGUCAGUGUGAGCACUUCUGUAUGUUUGUGGUUUGUUUCUAUCACUUCCUUUUUGUGUUUAAUACAGCUACAGACAUUACUUUGCUUAGUUUGGUGAAUCAACUGCUGGAAAACGAUCUGGUGGAAAUGGUUACACCUGUGGUUGUAGUGAACUGAACACCUGCUAGAUCAAUACAAUAUAGCCUGUUUGGUCCAAGAAUGAUUUCACGCCACAAACCUUUUUUGUUUGUUUUCUGAUUCCAUCAAAAAUAAAAUAUGAAAGAAGUUAA